AUUUUUCGUCUCAAUAUUGUGACAAAGACGUCAUAUUCAUUCACACAAUCAAACAAAAGCCGUAUCACGAGCGGUGACGCUUGUUGUUCCUUCUUGAGCCCAGCCUUGACACUCACUCACAAUCAACAUGUCGGACAAGAGCAGGCCCAAGACCACGAUCACGACCACGGCUCCCGGUCAGGAGGGCCUUUUUGACGGCAUCGUCAACCCCGGCGGCGCAGCCCUCGCCGUCUCCUCGGUCGCCUACAUCGCCUUCAUCCCCGUGACGAGCUAUCUCGCGCGCACAGAUUCGGUCCAGAACCUGAUCAAGGCCCUUGCGGGAGUCAUCCCGGGCUUUCAUGCGUCCUCCGCGGUCCCAGGCGCCGUCUACUCCUCCGGCAUCAUCCCGGCCCUCAGCGCCGUGUACGCCUUCUGGACCUACGCCGGCUCCGGCGCCCUCUCCGCCACGGGCCAGGCCAUCGGCUGCGAGGGGGGCUACAACAACGACCACCCGCGCCAGCACAUCGGCGAGCUCCGCGGCUUCCCCCUGCGCCUACGCAGCGCCCACUACGGCCUCGUCGAGAACUUCACCCCCUGGGCCCUCGCCGCCGCCCUGAGCCAGGUCCUCGCUCCCGGGGACGCCCAGAUCGUGAGCCUGCUCGGCGUGCACGUGCUCAUCAAGCUCGGCGUGUACUACCCGGCGUACCUGCUCAACCGGAGCAAUGUCCGCUCGUUGGCGCACCUGUCGGCCACCGCCGCGUGUGUCAAUGUUUUGAUCCGCCUGGCGAAGAAGUGAGCGUCGGGGGGGUUGCAAUUGGGAGCUAUGCUGAGCCUGAUCAUUGAAUAUCGGAAGUGACGCCGGCUUAUAGCCUGGACCUCAGAGUCUCAUCAUGUGUGGAUUUAUACGCUGUGGUCAUGAAAGGCAGGCCCAGGCUUAUAAGUUCAAGAUAGAACCGGGGCACUGCAGAAAUGGCCAUACGAAUGGCCGUGUACGUGCGUCGGAGAAAAUGUGCAAAUCACAAGCAAUUUACCUGACUUCUGUUCCUCUUACGUUGCGCUGGUUCAUGUCCUGAUUUACACCGAUAAUCCCAACCAAAUUUCCAUCGUACUGA
Messenger RNA from Microdochium trichocladiopsis, 1091 nucleotides. RefSeq lists its product as uncharacterized. The record is from RefSeq and is a predicted model, not a curated record. The coding region runs from base 128 to 775 and encodes 215 amino acids. Gene Ontology annotation, cellular component: membrane. The transcript is spliced from 2 exons. NCBI's taxonomy places the organism in Eukaryota, Fungi, Ascomycota, Sordariomycetes, Xylariales, Microdochiaceae.